AUGCCGUCGAUGAUUGUCAGAGCUUCUUUUGGCGCAGAUUCAGUUCUGUGGUUGCAGGGCGUGAUUGGAGGUUCAGUUAGUGGCGGAAGGGAGUUAGCAAUGGCGGUUGUUUGCUGGAAAUCGCUUGCAUUGCAGAAUAAGUGGAAGAGAGCUGAUAAAGGGAGGACCGUGUGGGUCUGCUUCUGGCGGUCGCAUGCACAGAGGUGGGGAUUGGAGCAGAUCACUGGCGGUGUGGAGGUCGCAUGGCCGUUUUGUGGUCGUGGUGCUCAGUGGUUGAGCUGUUGCGACGUCGUCAUCAGGAGGUGCUGCCGGAGGUUGGUCGAUGUCCAGCGAAGGGGUGAUGGAGUGGCAACGGUCCGAUGGUUAUCGUGUGCUGGAGAUUGCACAGUCGAUGUGGGUGGGUUGAAAGAAGAAGGAGGAUGCAGGUGGCGUGAAGUCGCCUACAUGUUGCUGAAUGGACUGGGCAUGUCCGGUUUGGAAGUAGCAGAGAAGCAGUGGAAUCGGAUGAGAAAGGAAGUAUUUGGUUUUCACGAUGAUGAUGGAUGA
Vicia faba (fava bean) is the source of this 546-nucleotide messenger RNA. NCBI's taxonomy places the organism in Eukaryota, Viridiplantae, Streptophyta, Magnoliopsida, Fabales, Fabaceae. The record is from the annotation of a GenBank genome assembly.